AUGAAAAUUCAUCGCAGCAAAUCUCAAGGGAAACCGAUUACAGUUACGGCGGAACGGUUAUCCGAUCAUUCGCGUAUUACAUUUUCGAUAUCAUCUGAUAAAACAAUUGAACAAUUACGUUCUUUGUUGAAUCAUCAUCUGCCACCACAUAUUUCCAAUCAAUUUAAUCUUUACUCAUUUCAACGUGGUGCUUUGAUACAUUUUCAUCCACCGUCGUUUACAUUAGAUUAUUUUCCUGUUAUAUUCGAUCAAUCCGUUCUUUUAUUACAAAUGGAUGAUCGACAUGUAAAUAAUACAAAUGCAUUUCGUGGAAAAACUGUUUUAGAUGAGGGAAAGAAAUGUUCGAAGUCCCUAUUAAUGCGUUUUCUUUCAAUGAAGACGAAAAAAAAUAGUCUUCGCAAACCAUCGGCAUCACCGUCGUCAAAUAUUACUUGUUUAUCUAUUCUGAAAGAAUUCUUUCUUCAACGUUCCCGAUCGAACAGUAUGAAUAUGGACUAUCGAACGAAUAUCUUGACUUAUUAA
Molecule: messenger RNA, 522 nt
Organism: Adineta ricciae
Lineage: Eukaryota; Metazoa; Rotifera; Eurotatoria; Adinetida; Adinetidae
Source: the annotation of a GenBank genome assembly